Molecule: messenger RNA, 1716 nt
Organism: Mycena indigotica
Lineage: Eukaryota; Fungi; Basidiomycota; Agaricomycetes; Agaricales; Mycenaceae
Product: RBR-type E3 ubiquitin transferase
Exons: 10
Coding region: 1-1716 (571 amino acids)
Biological process (GO): positive regulation of proteasomal ubiquitin-dependent protein catabolic process; ubiquitin-dependent protein catabolic process; protein polyubiquitination
Cellular component (GO): ubiquitin ligase complex; cytoplasm
Molecular function (GO): zinc ion binding; ubiquitin conjugating enzyme binding; ubiquitin protein ligase activity
Source: RefSeq, a predicted model, not a curated record
AUGGAAGACGAUACACUAAGUGAACUUCUCAUUGCACAACUCAUUGAAGAAGAUUUGCGCUCACUUCGUGCUACACAAGAAGCAGAAGCCAUCCAGCUCAAUCAGGUAGUCGCAUUAUCGGCCCAUGCAGUCGGCCAGCUUCCUGUGUUCUCGAAACUAUCCGCCUCAGAAGACGACCAACUCGUUGCAUUGGGUCUCUAUGCCGAGCAGUCGCGAUUGAGCAGUGAUGCUGUGUAUGCCCAGCAGCUGCAGCGCCAGAAUAUCGCCGAUAUGCAAUAUGCUCAGAAGGUCGCUGCAACAGAGAAAAAGCUCGUACUUGAUUCUGAGUUUGCCCGAAGGCUCCAAGCGAUGGACGAUGACGGGGAGGAUAUGGAUGAAGCAGAUGACGUCGAGAGUGUUCUUGGGCGGGAGACUAUUGAGAAUCUUAUGGCCUCAGAUCUCAAUGCGAAAGGGAAAGGCAAACCCGUGAAAAUUGAAGGCAACAUGACUUCCAAACACAUUCAGCACUCGCAGGUAGUGGUAAUCAAGAAAGAAGAGUCGAAUGACUGCAGUCUCUCGUCGCCGCACAGCACCUGUGGGAUUUGUAUGGACCCCUUUCAACCAACUUUCUCUCCCUACACUGCAUCUCUCACCGCCAAUUCUUCCAGCCGAGUACAAUUUGGCCUCCAUCUGCCCUGCCCUCAACAACACGCGUACUGCGUGGGCUGUCUCACCAAUUACAUCGAUACAAAACUGAAUCCUGACGGAAAAGCUGGUGUCGCGGGCAUCAUGAUUUUCCCCAUUCGCUGCCCCGAAUGCCCAACGGAUGAGUUUGCAGAUGGGAUUCCGGACGAUAUUGCUGCCCGCGUUAUCGGACCAGAAAAAAUGGUGAUUUGGGACCACCAGAAACUUCUCCAUUCGAUUCCGUAUAUCUAUUGCCCCAAUCCUAAAUGCUCUGCGAUCGUUCAAACACCUGAAGAAACUGAUGAUGAAGACCCUCAAGCCGUGUGCCCGUUCUGCCAGCUACUGAUGUGCGUGUCGUGUCGUGUCGCUUGGCAUCGAGAUCUCUCGUGUGAGGAGUUCCAAGCCCUCCCCCCAGAUGAAAGGUCUCCGGAAGACCGUCUUCUCAUGGAGUUGGCAAAGGCGAAGCACUGGCGACGCUGUCCAAAUUGCUCGUCGCUUGUGGAGCUUGUUUCUGGAUGCAAUCAUAUGACUUGUCGCUGCGGGACCCACUUUUGUUUCAAAUGCGGUGCCCCUUGCACAAACAAGGGUCUGUGCACCCGUUCACCGCCUUGCGAUUUGUGGGACGAGGAUAUGCUGCUGGAAGAACGAGAGCGAGAGCGAGAGCAAGCCGCCAAUGUCCCUGCUCCAGCUUAUGCACCUCAACAACCGGUGUUUAUCCCACGAGUUGAGCUGAUUCGCCCACCUGCUUAUAUCCCCGCUCCGGCGCCAGUGCUACAUCGUCGCAGUCCACUAGAGUGGAUGGAUGAUCCUGAUGUUGUUUGCAGUCGCCACUGGUUCACAACCGAAAUGAUCAACACGCUCAUCUGCGGGUACUGUAACGUCCGCUUGAACUCUCUCGCCGACUUGCGGUUCCACUUGACCCAUGUUCGCCGUCAUCCUGUCUACGCGUGUUGCGGCAGGUUCUUCAAGCACGAAAUAGACUACGAUCGGCAUGUCCAAUCGUAUGCAGCGCGGUUUCAUGGAGAUCACGUGCAUCAGAUGAGAAGAGACUGA